Cryptococcus deneoformans JEC21 is the source of this 2094-nucleotide messenger RNA. RefSeq lists its product as hypothetical. Gene Ontology annotation, molecular function: peptidase activity. Bases 93 to 2024 code for a protein of 643 amino acids. The transcript is spliced from 4 exons. Gene Ontology annotation, biological process: protein modification by small protein removal. The record is from RefSeq and is a predicted model, not a curated record. NCBI's taxonomy places the organism in Eukaryota, Fungi, Basidiomycota, Tremellomycetes, Tremellales, Cryptococcaceae.
CGAUUAGAUACUGCACUCCCCGUUAUAUUAGCAGCUUAGACUUUUCUAGACGUUUUGCCACCCCUUAUCCCGUCUCACCCUGUGCAUAGGAUAUGUCCAAGGUUCAGCUAUACGUUUAUGAUCUCUCUCACGGUCUCGCCAAGAGCAUGUCCCUUAUGCUCACUGGCAAACAAAUUGAUGGUAUCUGGCAUACCUCAGUUGUCGCUUUUGGCCGCGAAAUAUACUAUGGACAGGGUGUCCUCGAGUCCAAGCCGGGGGCGACUCACCAUGGUCAACCUUUACAAAUUUUAGAUGUCGGUGAAACUCAUAUAGACGAAGCAACAUUCAAUGAGUAUCUUUCGAGUCUGAGUGGAAUGUACACGCCUAGCAAAUACCACUUGAUUGAAUUCAACUGCAACCACUUUACGGCCGAUGUCGUGGGCUUCUUAACUGGAGCAGAAAUCCCAGCUUGGAUUAGUAGUCUUCCCUCCGAAUUUCUCUCAACACCUUUCGGACAGGCUAUGAAACCCCAAAUAGACGCAAUGUUCCGUGGUCCUACAGCACAGCGUCCUAUCCCUGACAAAAUUAGCAGCGCCAAUGCUUCGCCAGCACCUUCCAUUGGCUCCUCAUCUGCACCUGGGGGUGAUACUGCUGCGGCUGGCCCUUCUCUUUCUUCUACAUUACUACAGUCAAUCGCCGCGCAAGCUACUGCUCAGACAACUGGCCAAUCUACCGCAGCCAAUGGAUCAUCCAAACAACCUCUCAACCCUGAAACAUCACCUCUCACUCUCGUUUCAUCUACUGCCAACUUCCAUUCCAUCCUCUCGCAGCACUCUGCUGUCGUCGUAAAUUUUACUAACACACCAUCAUGCCCCCCUUGCCGGGUCAUCAAACCCGUCUAUGAGUCGAUCGCUAGCUAUCAUUCUGCCGUCUAUGGAGCCAAGGGUGCUCGAUUUGUGGAGGUCGAAUUAGGAAUUGGGCAGGGCCGAGAGAUUGCGGGUACUUAUGGUGUGCAGGCCACUCCGACCUUUAUGUUCUUCAAGGAUGGCAAAAAAGUCGGCGAGAUGAAAGGCGCUGCCAAAAGGGAACUGGAGAACAAAGUUGAACAAUUCUUAGAGGAGUGCUAUCCGACUCACCCCCACCGCAGAAUGUAUCUUCCCGCGGUUGAAGGAUUGCCAAAAAGAGCGAUCACAGUUAGCAACCUGCCCAAUUAUCCGGCUUUGUUGAACAAGCUCGAAGGGUUCUUAGCGGACAAGGGAAAGACAGAAAGCUUCAUGGUUCUAAAAAACGAAGUGGUACCAUUCCUAGAGGGCAAGAGUCUUUCUGAAACAGAAUUGGCUGCUCUGCUUCAGAAGUGGUCUGCUGCCACCCAAGACUUGCUGCCUGCUCUUCAGCCAACAGAAACUUUCCCUUUAAUCGAUCUCUGGCGAAUUGCCCUUCAAUGCCAACCAAUCAUUCCCUUCAUUGGUUUGGGGCUCUCGACCGCCUCAAGCAACGCUGAACCCAUCACCAGUAUCAUUUCUCUUGCUUCAAACACUUUCUCUUCUUCUCCAGAAGCCAUACCCAAACCCUUCAUCCUCACUGUCCUUCGUCUUCUCACAAACUUCACAUCUUGCGUUGAACUGACAAACCUUGUGCUCGCGCAUGAUGGUAAUGUUUCUACGUCUGAGCAGCUCAUCAGCGUGUUGGUAGAGUCUCUUCUGUAUCCCGAUGUGGGUGUAAGAAGCGCGGCUGCUGGUGUAGCGUUUAACAUUGGUCUCUGGAGGCAUCAUAACGUUGUAGAAGAGACUCCAAAUGUGGAUUGGGAGCUUGAGGUGGUCAGUGGUUUAGUAGAAGCUCUUGACCGGGAAGAGGAUGAGGACGUCGCUCAUCGUCUUCUUGCAGCCCUUGCUUUGGAGAUCUACCUUUCUCCAAGCUAUGAAGAUAACGUUCAGCCGAUGCUGCAGGUCUUGGAAGCAUCCAAUAAGAUUGAGAAGAGAUGUAAGGUUUGGAAGAGGAAAGAGGUUAAGAAGGUGGGAGAAGAGAUCGCUAGAAAGCUUUGCUAAGCCACUACCAAAUAGACGUUGCUUGUAGAUACAACAAAGACACGAUCCUGAAUUGUUGCACAUUAUGUAU